Messenger RNA from Coregonus clupeaformis (lake whitefish), 2089 nucleotides. It is a transcript of the gene sav1, whose product is annotated as salvador family WW domain containing protein 1. The record is from RefSeq and is a predicted model, not a curated record. NCBI's taxonomy places the organism in Eukaryota, Metazoa, Chordata, Actinopteri, Salmoniformes, Salmonidae. Gene Ontology annotation, biological process: apoptotic process; hippo signaling; regulation of cell population proliferation. The coding region runs from base 706 to 1959 and encodes 417 amino acids. The transcript has 5 exons. Gene Ontology annotation, molecular function: molecular adaptor activity; protein binding.
CAGAAGAAAACGGCACGUCAACCUUCCCAUGCUAAUCCCAUGGGUCUUGACCCUGUGACUGUUUGUCCCAGCUUUGAAUGACAGCCUAGUCUCAUAUGGUUGGAUAUUUUUAGAUUUUGUAUUCAGCAGGGCAAUCCCUUUAAAAACUGGCUUUGAGAAGGGGCUCUUGGGCUGCCCGGGACCACUGGUUUAUUUGGAAAUGCUUCAAAUCACAGAACAAGGGGAAGAAGUUAGUAAGUAGUUCGUAAAUUUAUUUAAAAAAAUCUUUGGUCAAAAUGUGAAAAUGUACCAUUCACAUCCCACAACCCUCCGCAGAAUGACUUCUAGAGGCGUUGAGAGGUUUAGUGAAGUGAUGUGAUGACGGGCUGGGUGCUGGAUAAACGCACUGAAUAGGAAAACAGCUGACUUCAAGUGCCUUUGAGAAGAAAAACUGUGAUUUAACUUGGCGAAAAUAGUUUACUUCAGCAUAACUGGCUAACGUUAGUUGAUACAAGCAACCGUUCUGUUUGGGCUUUUGUCUAGAUUGCCAGUAAAAUAGCAACAAGUGUGAAGCUAGCUAGCUACCAAGCUAACUAAUCAAAGUCCGUAGCCAGCAUCAACUAGCUACCUAAAAUGUACACGCUGCAGAUUGGAAGGGACGCUGGUAGUUUUGGGGAACUUUGUACGAGUUUCUGACAUUGCAUUGAUGUCUCCUUUGUUUGAGUUAUGCUUUCAAGAAAGAAAAGCAAAAACGAAGCGUCGAAACCAGCCGAGGUACACGGGAAAUACGUGAAGAAGGAGACAUCACCACUACUGAGAAAUCUCAUGCCCUCAUUCAUCCGACAUGGACCCACUAUCCCCAGACGCACCGAGGUCCCUCCGCCAGAGCCUGGCCCAGUGCACUCAUCCUACCCAGUGGGACCCAGCCCUGAGCCUGUGUUGGCCCGCAACAAGAGCUUCCUACGCAACCCUGUGCAGAGGCCACCCCACGAGGCGGCUCGGCGGGAACGCCAUCGGAUGUCAGCCCCUCCGUACCUACCCCGCAGCCUGGGGGACCUACCCCACGAGUACGGAGGCUCCUCGCAGUCCUUCCUCACAGACGUGAGCCCCAUGGGUGAGAACGGGGACGCUGGCCACUACUAUUACCCCCAGCCUUGGGAGCCUUAUUACGACAGCCAGCAGCAGCAGAGACGGCCUCAGCAGCCCAGAGCCCCUGACCGCCUCCAUGACGACUAUAGAUACUAUGAACACAACGAACAUCCAAACUUCCAAAGACUACCACCGCAGCAACACACUCCCCCGGCCCCCAACAGACAACCAGCAGGUAUCGGUCGGAUGCAGGCCAAGUCUCUGGGGAACCUGUCCAGUCCGAGCGGUGAGGACAUCCCUUUGCCCCGUGGUUGGACGGUAGACUGGACCAUCCGAGGCAGGAAGUACUACAUCGACCACAACACCAACACCACCCACUGGUCCCACCCCCUGGAGAGAGAGGGUCUGCCCCCUGGCUGGGAGAAGGUGGAGUCGGCUGAGUUUGGGACUUACUACGUGGACCACAUCAACAAGAGGGCGCAGUAUAGACACCCCUGGGCUCCUAGCGUGCCCCGUUAUGACCAGCCCCCUCCCCUGCCCCCGCCGGUUGUAUACCAGCCUCGCCCAGCAGAGAGGAACCAUCCAGUGCUGGUGCCAGCCAACCCAUACCACACUGCAGAGAUCCCAGACUGGCUACAGGUGUAUGCCCGCGCCCCGCUCAGGUAUGACCACAUCCUGAAAUGGGAUCUGUUCCAGCUGGUGGAUCUGGACACGUACCAGGGCAUGCUGAAGCUGCUCUUCAUGAAGGAGCUGGAGCGCAUCGUCAAGUCCUACGAGGCCUACCGCCAGGCCCUGCUCUCUGAGGUGGACCACAGGAAACCGAGGCAGCAGUGGUCCGCCUCAGGCCCAGCAGCAGCCGGGCUAGUACUUCACAGGGAACAUGUGAACUGAUUUUAAUACGACCCUGAACUGACUGGACUGGACUGGACAGCGGAAUGGCGCCAGUGGCUAGCUGGACCCCGGUACUUCAAGGAUUCUCAUUCUACACUGUUCAUAUGAAGUUCAGUCUGAACCAUUGUCC